This is a messenger RNA of Hibiscus syriacus, 1060 nucleotides long. RefSeq names its product RNA-binding protein 2-like. Lineage: Eukaryota; Viridiplantae; Streptophyta; Magnoliopsida; Malvales; Malvaceae. Bases 110 to 877 code for a protein of 255 amino acids. Gene Ontology annotation, molecular function: mRNA binding. The transcript has 7 exons. The record is from RefSeq and is a predicted model, not a curated record.
AUAGAGAAAAAAAAAUCUCGACGAAGAAAAAAAAAAUAGAAGGACAAAGUAUAGAGCCGAGCUAGGGUUUGCUCAAUUUUGUGCCAAGGGAAGAUCGAAACAGGAGCUAAUGUCGGAUAGUUACUGGAAUCGUCAGCAGCCAACUACCCCGAUGCUGUCAUCAGGUGGGAUGCUUAAACGACCUCGUACUGACUACGAACCCCCACCUUCUGGGUUGCAUCCAGCUCAUGAGAGGCACAAUAAUCUAGUAAGAGAUGAUGAUCAAAGUGGACUUCUGUCUGUGAAAGAUACAGAAACAAUUGGAUCGGCAUAUGAUCGUUAUCUCCAGAGUGCGCAACUUUCUUCUUUUACUUCUGGAGAAGCUAGUGCAUUUGGUGGGCUGGGAAGGGCAGCUGCCGGUACAAUGCCUUCUCAUCCAAUGGCUGAUCCUCCUGUGAUGGGUCGUCCUGCAUCUGCUGCUCCAGAUCUAGCACUAAAUGGUCGAAAUGUUGGUUUUGGCAGUCAAUUUCCCAUGGACCCCAUGUCAAAGCUUGGUCGGGAUACCGUACCUCUACCUCCUGAUGCGUCCAAUACUCUAUUUGUUGAGGGACUUCCUCCUGACAGCACAAGGAGGGAAGUAGCUCAUAUCUUUCGCCCUUUUGUGGGAUAUAAAGAAGUACGACUAGUGAGCAAAGAAUACAAACACCGUGGUGGAGAUCCUAUUAUCCUUUGUUUUGUUGAUUUUUCAACUCCUGCCUGUGCAGCAACUGCAAUGAGUGCCUUGCAAGGUUAUAAAAUUGAUGAACAUGAUCCCGAUUCUAAUUACUUGAAGUUGCAGUUUUCCCGGAACCCAGGUCCACGUUCAGGUCCAGGUUAUGGAGUUUGCGGAAGGAGGUGAAUGUCACUUGAAACAACUAUGCUAUUACAUGCAAAGCCAUUUUAAGGUAAUUUUUCUCAUUUAAAUUGCUAAAUCCUGCUAACUAUUGGAGCUAGAGAUUCACAAAAACGUUUAGGAGAGAGGAUCAAGCAAUUGCUUACACGUUUCUGGAACCUGUGUUGUACAAUAACUUCUAGAUAAAAU